Messenger RNA from Menidia menidia (Atlantic silverside), 2679 nucleotides. The record is from the annotation of a GenBank genome assembly. NCBI's taxonomy places the organism in Eukaryota, Metazoa, Chordata, Actinopteri, Atheriniformes, Atherinopsidae.
AUGGGAGUAGCUUCAUACAUAAAAGACAACGGAGGUAUUUUUUUUAACGGAGAUGAUGUAGCGGAUGAGACGCAACAGGAAGUGAAAAGAACGUACACAACAAAGAUGGCGGCCGCCAGCGAGGCAGUAGUGAACGAUACACACGUGGGUAAAAAGAAGAAGACUCCAGCUCGUUACUGGCAGGAGUUAUCACAAGAGUCAAAGGAUGAAAACAAAGAUGGAAAGGAAGGAGAACCGACUGAGCAGGUGGUGCAGCCGGAAAACCAGAAAGGACAGAAAACAAAGAAAAGGAAGCACAAAGAUGCUCAGGAAGAUGGGAAGAAAUUCAUAUCAGGGAAAUCUGACCCCUUCCCUGGGCCAGCUCCUAUCCCAAAAGACAGGUUACAGAAAUUCAAGAGGAAAGACAAAAUUGAAAAGCCUGCACGCCAUUUUUACAAGCUGAAAGACAUGAUAGCUCGUUCAGAGGAAGCUUCAGAGAUGGCCCAGAAACAAGCUGCCCGCUUUGACCUGCUACUCCCAGAGGAUGCUGGGUUUUUAGAAGGAGAUGAGGAUGAGGACACGUGUAUGAUCUCACAGGAGGAUAUUAAAGAUGCUGUGGAUAUUUCAUCUGGAGCAAAGGUAUAUUUCAAUCUCAAAUUGUCUCAGUUUGGACCAUAUCGAGUGGAUUACAGCAAGACUGGUCGCCACCUGCUGCUCGGUGGGAGGAGAGGCCACGUGGCCUGUGUGGACUGGCAGUCCAAACAGCUCAUGUGUGAGAUAAACGUAAUGGAAUCUAUCAAUGAUGUAAAGUGGCUCCACAGUGAGACCAUGUAUGCAGUGGCUCAGAAGAAGUGGCUGUAUAUCUACGACUCCAACGGAAUAGAGCUUCAUUGCAUUCGCAAAUUCAACGACGUCCUCCGUAUGCAGUUCCUGCCCUAUCACUUUCUGCUCGCUACAGCUAGCAGCACAGGCUUCCUGCAGUACCUAGAUGUGUCAGUGGGAAAGGAGGUUGCAGCCAUCUGUACCAAGACGGGCCGGCUCGACGUGAUGUGCCAGAACCCUCACAAUGCCAUCAUCCACCUGGGCCACCCCAACGGCACGGUCACCCUCUGGUCACCCAAUCAGAAGGAGGCCCUCGUCAAGAUGCUCUGUCACCAAGGCGGUGUGCGCUCAGUGGCAGUGGAUAAGACCGGCACAUACAUGGUAACAUCUGGAAUGGAUAAAAAACUAAAAGUCUAUGACAUUAGAGCCUUCAAACCACUCAAGUCCUAUUUCCUUCCUGCUGGAGCCUCAAGUUUGUCACUGAGCCAGAGGGGAGUCUUGUCCGCAGCAACGGGAGACAUCAUCCAGUUGUACAGAGACGUCUGGAGUGCUCCGGUCACCAAACCCUACAUGGCUCACAGGGUUCGGGGAUCAGUGUGGGGGCUGAACUUCUGUCCCUUUGAGGACGUCCUCGGAGUUGGCCACGGAGAUGGUUUCACCAGCAUGCUCGUACCAGGCGCAGGGGAGCCAAACUUUGAUGGUCUGGAUGCAAAUCCAUACCGUAGUGCCAAGCAGAGGCAGGAGUGGGAGGUCAAAGCCCUGCUGGAGAAGAUUCAGCCAGAGCUCAUCAGCCUCGACCCCACAGAGCUGGGACAGGUCGACAGCGCUACAUUUGAUCUCAGGCAUCAAGACAGAGUCAAAGCUCUGGGCUUUGAUCCUCUCCAGAAAGAAAAGUUCGUUCCAAGGUUUAAGAAGAAGGGUCGCAGCUCUGCUGGUGCUGUUGAAAGGCGCAAGAAGCAGGUGGCGCAUGAGGACCAGAGGGAUGUAAUCAGAACAGCUGUGGAGGACAAAAUGAGAAUAGAAGAGGAGCGAAAGAAGAUGGAGAAGAAAAAAGAGAUGCUUUCUUCCCAAAAGUCUGCUCUGGACCGUUUCAAAAAAUAAAAAAGGACCCUUUGUGCAGCUCAAAUGCUGUAAUAUUGUGUGGGCGUGACCUUUGAACUUCACAUAAAAGAAAGACUUUUCUGCUACUUGCACAGUUUUGAAAAAAAAAAAAAAAAGGAAAAAAGGCCAACUGCCAAAAUUCCAUAUAAAGUGGGCAGCCAAGGCUUGUACUUUGGUUGGAAACAGUUCAUACAAUUUACGCUAAGAGCAGGAGUUGGUUCGCUCUAUUUACUAUCUAUAGCCUGAAGCACAUCUGUAAUCAAUUGAAGAUAUCAAUAUCAUGUGUCAUAACUGGUAUUGGUUGGCAUCCUGAAUUUGUGGGUUUUUUUCUUACCAAUAAAUGCAUUGUUAGACCUUACUUUAUACAAUUGUCAUUCAUCACAACCUCAGUUUGUGGUUUCAGAAGUGAGUCAAAGUCAGACAAGCUCCAUAUUGCUUAAACCUUCUACCAGACACCCUUGCAAAAGGUUUGUGCGAAAAGAAAAACUAAUCUUGGUGUUAAAAGUUGUUUCCUGCAAACCGCAGUUUCAGCAAAAACAUUACUAAUAUUAUGAAAAAUAAGCCUUUUAUAAGUACGUGUAAAUCACAUAUGAUUUAUUUCCAUCUAUGAAUUUAGGAUGGUGGAUUGGGCUGGUCGUCAUGAAUACAGAGAACUGUAGUGUGUGAGAUUGACACAGACUGGUUGAUUACACUCAUUUAAAGUGAUAAGUUGGUAUUCAGUUGAAUUGGAAGGGGGAGCUUUGGUCUGUAGAGCAGGGGCUUCCAAGUCCAGUCCUG